AUGGUUACAUUUACAUCUUCAUCAUAUAUCGCUUUUUCUAAUGUUACAUUUAACAUUAAUACAACAACAGCAAUAACAACAUCAACAAUGCCGGUUUGGAUUCGAAUAGUAACUUUAACAUGUAUGAUAUUAAUCGAUAUAAGUGCAUUUCUUGGUAAUUUACUUGUAAUAUGUGCUUUUUGUCGUACACGUCGUUUACAAACAGUGACAAAUUAUUUUAUAGCAUCAUUAGCUUUUGCUGAUGCUUUAGUUGCAAUAUUUGUUCUUCCACUAAGUAUUUAUUGCUAUCAACGUGAUCGUUCAUGGAAACUUGGUUUAAUUUUAUGUGAUUUAUGGGUAUCAUCAGAUGUUCUUUUAUGUACAUCAAGUAUACUUAAUUUAACUUGUAUUUCUGUCGAUCGAUAUAUGGCUAUAACAAAACCAUUAACAUAUACAGCAUAUAGAUCAAAAUUUCUUGCUCGUGUAAUGAUUCUAUCAGUAUGGAUUGUUUCAGCCGUUAUUACAUGUCCACCUAUAUUUGGUUGGCGAGAUAAAAAUAGACGUCAAACGGUCGAACAAGAAUAUAAGUGCGAUUUAAAUACAGCACGAGGUUAUGUUGUUUAUUCCGCACUUGGUUCAUUUUAUAUUCCAGGUGUUGUUAUGAUAUUUGUUUAUAUACGUAUAUUUAUGGUUGUUUAUGAUCGUGAAAAUUUAAUAAAAAAAUUUCGUGAUAAUCAUAACAGUAAUAAUAAUAAUAAUAAUAAUAAUAAUAAUAAUCCUCGAUCAUCAAAUAUAUCAAUAAAAUCAAAUCCUAAUGGCAUUAUUACUAAUACACAUACUUCGAAUAAUAAAAAUCAAGAACAAAACAUUUCUUCAUGGUGUUGUUUUUGUUUUCGAAGACAAUCACAAGAAAAUUUAUCAUCAAGAACAUCAGUGCCUCAUUAUUUAUAUAAUCAUUGUCCAACAAUUGAACAAAAACAAAACGGUUAUCUUAUUUAUCGUUUUACAAAUAAUAGCAAUCAAAAUCAGAAUCAAAAUAUGAAUGCAAAUAUAUAUACAAAUUCACCUGUACAUACACGACGAUCACGUUCAAAAAUAUCAAUUUUUUCACGCUCACAUAAAAAUUCAACAAAAAAAUUAAGCAAUAUAUCCGAUGAUAUUUAUCAAUAUCGAUGUAAUUAUUUAACAAAUAUUUCUUCUGAAUGUCAAUUUCGUAAAGAUGAUUCAUCAUCUUAUGAGUUAAAAACAUAUGAAAAAUCUUUAUCACCCUUAAAUAAAUGUCGAUCACGUUCAUUUGAACAUUCAACAAUCAGUAAAAUACGUGAUUUAAAUACAGAAUUAAGUCAUAGUCGACAAUUAAAAGCAGCAGCAGCUGUGACUGCUGCUAUUUCAACAACACCAACAACAACAAAUAUCAAAGAUACAAUUAAACAAGAAAAUGAAAUUGAACAAAUAAUAUUAUCAAAUCAAAAAAAUGAUACUGAUCAUUUAUUUGCAUCCACAAACGAAAAUUUAAAUAAAACAAGUCAAUCAUUAAAUGAAUUAACACAAUUAUCAAUAAAACAAAAUCCACAAACAUAUAAAAAACUUAGUAUGCAACAAAUAAGUUCAACACCAUUGCGAACACGAUCAACAACAAAUCCUACCAUAAUGCAAAAAAAUCUUUCAAUUAAUUCAACAUAUCCAUAUUUUACUAGACAAAAACAAUCUUUUCCUGAACCAACACGUAUAAAUCGUCGAAUAAAAUCUUCACGUUUAAUAAAAACUUCAUCAUCACUAUUAUCAAUAGACAAUAUGAAACAACAACAACAACAACAACAACAUCAACAAUAUAGAUUAACAAAUAAUAAUACAUCUAUACAAUCGACAAAAUCUUUUUCUUCAGUAAUACGCCAUUGCAUUAAUCGAAAUAAUAAUUUGAAUGAAAAUAAUCUUGAUCAAAAUUAUUCAUUAUGUUGUUGUUGUUGGUAUUCAUCAUCAAUUAAUGAUAAUUCAUAUGAAAAUAGAACAAAACCAAUAUAUACUGCAACACCAAGUCAUUCAUUAACAAAUGAUGACGAUGAUGAUGAUAAAAUUUCAUCAAAUGAAACAACAAACCGUACACCAAUGUAUACACCAGGUCAAUCAUCAACUAUAACAUGUACAAGUGUACGUAGUAGUAGUACACCAGGUGAUGUUCAUCGUCGAGAGCGUAUUCGUUUUAUGAAAGAACAAAAAACAGCUAAAACAUUAGCCGUUGUCGUCGGUGGUUUUAUUAUACUUUGGUUACCUUUCUUUAUUAUGUAUGUUAUACCACCAGAAAAACGUUCAUUAAAUGUUCAUACAGUAACAUUAAUAACAUGGCUUGGUUAUUUUAAUUCAGUUAUUAAUCCAUUUAUAUAUGCUUAUUGUUCAAAACAAUUUCGUAUGGCUUUUUGGAAUAUAACAUUUGGUGUAUGUAUUAAAAAAUCAUCUGGAUUAUUACCGAUAGCAAAUAAAAAUAAACAAUUACAUCAACGUCGUAUUAAUACAUGA
Molecule: messenger RNA, 2493 nt
Organism: Rotaria sp. Silwood1
Lineage: Eukaryota; Metazoa; Rotifera; Eurotatoria; Philodinida; Philodinidae
Source: the annotation of a GenBank genome assembly